Penicillium mononematosum is the source of this 1494-nucleotide messenger RNA. RefSeq names its product purple acid phosphatase family protein. Bases 1 to 1494 code for a protein of 497 amino acids. The record is from RefSeq and is a predicted model, not a curated record. The transcript is spliced from 2 exons. Lineage: Eukaryota; Fungi; Ascomycota; Eurotiomycetes; Eurotiales; Aspergillaceae. Gene Ontology annotation, molecular function: acid phosphatase activity; metal ion binding.
AUGGGGGGAAUUUCGUCGCUCAAAUUGCUGCCCUUUGUGGCUGGUUGUGCCUUUGCUGGUUAUCAAUAUCCUGAGAUCCCGAAGGACUUGACUACACCAUUCCAGCAGCGAUUGUCAGUAUAUGGACCUGAUGCUGUGUCUGUUGGUUGGAACACCUAUACGCAACUGGAACAGAGUUGCGUGCAUUAUGGCUUGUCAGAAAGCAACCUGAACACCAAAGCUUGCUCAUCCUCGUCGACCACCUACGACCCCUCCCGGACGUGGUCCAAUGUCGCCGUCCUAACAGGCCUGACCCCGGCGACAACCUACUACUAUAAGAUCGACUCCACCAACUCGACCGUUGGCCAUUUCCUUAGCCCUCGCACACCUGGUGAUAAAACUGCCUUCAGCAUGGACGUGGUCAUUGAUCUGGGUGUCUACGGCAAGGACGGCUACACAAGCAAAAGCGCCAAAAAGGACUCCAUCCCAGUCGUCGAGCCAGAACUAAACCAUACCACAAUCGGUCGCCUCGCGAAAUCAGUAGACGACUACGAGCUUAUCAUCCACCCAGGUGACUUCGCUUACGCCGAUGACUGGUAUCUCAAAUUCUCAAACCUGUUUGAGGGCAAAGAAGCCUACGAGUCCAUUAUCGAACAAUUCUACGACCAACUCGCACCAAUCGCAGGUCGCAAGCUCUACAUGGCCAGCCCGGGAAACCACGAAGCAGACUGCUCCGAGAUUCCGUACUUGAACAACCUCUGCCCCAAAGGUCAAAACAACUUCACGGAGUUCAUGCACCGAUACGAGAAAACCAUGCCGCAGUCUUUUGUUUCCUCGUCGUCCAACACGAACGCCCAAGCCCUGGCCCGAAAGGCCCGCAGCCUUUCAUUGCCGCCCUUUUGGUAUUCCUUCGAAUACGGCAUGGCCCACGUCGUAAUGAUCGACACUGAAACAGAUUUCCCUGACGCACCAAGUGGGCCCGAUGGUUCUGCCAAGCUGAAUGGCGGGCCAUUUGGCACUGCCACCCAACAGAUCGACUUCCUCAAGGCUGAUCUCGCUUCCGUCGAUCGGAGUGUCACCCCCUGGGUAAUUGUCGCCGGACACAGACCGUGGUACUCAACUGGUAAAUCGUCGAACGUCUGCGGUCCCUGCCAAGAGGCGUUUGAGGGCCUGUUUUACCAGUAUGGCGUUGAUCUCGGUGUCUUUGGUCAUGUGCACAAUUCGCAGCGGUUCUCGCCUGUUGUUAAUGGUACCGCCGACCCCAACGGUAUGAAGGAUCCCAAGGCUCCCAUGUAUAUUGUUGCUGGGGGUGCCGGUAAUAUUGAGGGUUUGAGCUCUGUUGGCAGUCAGCCCGAUUAUACGGAGUUUGCGUAUGAUGAGGACUACAGCUACAGUACCAUUAGAUUUUUGGACGAGCAGCAUUUGCAGGUCGACUUUGUGAGGUCUUCUACUGGAGAGAUCUUGGAUUCUAGUACUUUGUAUAAGGAACAUGCGACGGAUUUUGUGGAGCAGUGA